AUGGAAGAAACACAAGGCGAGUAUUGUGUUUCCGAUCCACCCGAGUAUGAUUUUAACAGGCAAGGGAAUCAUAGGACUGGUGUAACAGGUCUGAAGAAGAGAGGUCAUGUGAGUCGUUCUUGGAUAAAAAUCGAUCAGGAUGGAAAUUCUGAGGUUGUGACGCUUGACAAGGCUACUAUUAUGAGAGAUUGUUCUUUGCCUUCGAGAGAUCUUCGAUUAUUGGAUCCCAUGUUUAUUUAUCCUUCUUCCAUAUUAGGAAGGGAGAUGGCUAUUGUUGUUAACCUUGAGCAAAUCAGGUGUAUAAUCACUGCGGAUGAAGUGAUUCUCAUGAAUUCACUGGAUGGGACUGUUGGUCGGUAUAGGUCACAGUUAUGCAAUCGGCUCAGGAAAGAAAAGUCUGAUGAUCUUCCCUUUGAAUUUAGGGCGCUGGAGUUGGCUCUGGAAUUGACAUGCACAUCUUUAGAUGCACAGGUAAAUGAAUUAGAAAUGGAAAUAUAUCCCGUGCUAGAUGAACUGGCCUCAUCUAUCAGUACUCUCCUUCUGGAACGUGUUCGAAGAUUCAAAGGUCACCUUCUUGCUUUGACUCAGCGGGUUCAGAAGGUUCGUGAUGAAAUAGAACAUCUCAUGGAUGACGAUGGUGACAUGGCUGAGAUGUGCCUGACUGAGAAAAGGAGAAGAUCAGAUGCCUACCCUUCAAGUGAUUGUAAUCUAAGCCGUACAUCAUCAGGCAAAGUGAUUUCGAAAUCAGAUCCUACUUCACCGGAGCAGUCAGUUAGUGGCUUACAGAUGUUGCGUAGGACUUUCAGCAGCAGUAUCGGAAAUUCAAGUAAAUAUGGUAGUACAACAAGUUCAUCUGAUAAUGGAGAAAGGAUUCAGCCACUGGAAAUGUUGCUGGAAGCAUACUUUAUCGUCAUUGAUAAUACUCUCAAUACAUUAUCGUCGCUCAAAGAAUACAUAGACGACACUGAAGAUUUUCUCAACAUAAAACUGGGGAAUAUUCAAAACCUCCUAAUAAAGUUUGAGAUGCUUCUUACAGCAGCCACAAUGGUGGCUGCAAUAUUUGCCGCAGUGACAGGAGUAUUUGGAAUGAACUUUAAAACCUCAGUUUUUGACUACUCAUCUGGAUUCAACUGGGUUAUGGUAAUUACUGGAAUUGGUUGUGUAGCAUUGUAUUUCUCCUUACUAUCCUAUUUUAGAUACAAAAAAGUGCUUCCAGAAUAA
Molecule: messenger RNA, 1221 nt
Organism: Vicia faba (fava bean)
Lineage: Eukaryota; Viridiplantae; Streptophyta; Magnoliopsida; Fabales; Fabaceae
Source: the annotation of a GenBank genome assembly